Messenger RNA from Euleptes europaea (tarantolino), 1959 nucleotides. It is a transcript of the gene C4H5orf34, whose product is annotated as chromosome 4 C5orf34 homolog. The record is from RefSeq and is a predicted model, not a curated record. Lineage: Eukaryota; Metazoa; Chordata; Lepidosauria; Squamata; Sphaerodactylidae. Bases 16 to 1959 code for a protein of 647 amino acids. The transcript is spliced from 12 exons.
AGCCAUCUGUUGGCGAUGGAGACUGAAAGCCUCAUGAUCCUUUAUGAGGACAAUUCUGUCGAAGUGCACUAUACGGACGGAUCUGGAUUGCUCCUUUCUCCUUGCGGUUCUGAGUUUUUAUUUGAGAAGGCCGUCUCUCCUUCUGCCCAUCCGAUGCAGCCGGCCGAGAGGAUUCACCAGAGGACACAGUUUGCUAUUAGCCUCUACCGGAAACAGCUUCUACAAGCAGUAGAAUUUAGGAAUCAAUAUUCUGAUCGCCCUUAUUUACCUUCAAGUAUCAUACCUCCUGAAAAGAAAAAUAUUGUUUUCACAGAUAUCUGCGAAGCCAAGUGGCCUCAUCCUGAUGCUGCUAGUGAGCUGAUGUGUAGACUCAAUGGUGGCGUGAAAGUGUCUUCUUCUGAUGGUUACGCACGCCUCUUCUUGUCAGAGCUCCAGCAAGAAUUUAUGGUGGAGUUCCUAUGCAGAGUCAGCCAAAAGUUGUUGACACCGUCGCCUCUUUUGGAGAACAGCUGUAAAAAAUCAACAAAGGACUGGUGUGGAAGAUCCAACCCAGAUUCUGUCUCCCAGCAGUCACAAACAGAAGAGAAGGCCCAUGAACGCUGCAGGAAUGCAGAGAAGCACAUGCGAGUGAACAAAUCUGAGAGUUCCCCAAGUCCCACCCGUGAAAAAGAUGAGGAGGUCUCUGGGCCUUUCCAGCACUGCUUGUAUGAAUACUGUAGGGUUACCCAACACUUGUGUGUGUUCUCCUGCCCAGAAGAAUGGAAAUACCCUUUGUCAUUGGCCUUUAUGUUUUAUCAGACAUCUGCUAGUAAUGCAGCUGCAUCUGAUGAGGGAAGCAGAGACCAUAGAGUUGGAGGGCUUGAUGUUUUCCUGGAAUGUGAAAACUCUAGGACUAUCAGUUGCCUGCCUUCGGCCUUGCCACUGAGCUGUGAAGCACCAUAUUUUCACAGCUGGAAUUUCAGCAACUUAUUCUCUCAGAGAAAGGAGGAUAUUGGAUAUUCACAGUCCCAACCAGUAAAAGUUGUUUGGCACGAGGGUGUCCUUUACAAGUUUCUCCUUGGUUCUAGAAGUAUAGAAAUUUACCCUGGGGAUGGAUCGGUUUUCAAAUCCACAGGUUCGUUUUUGGGAAAAUACUUCACUCGUUAUUCUGUUCAGGAACUAACGAAAUUGAGAGAAGAAACGAUGUAUUCUGUAAGCAGUUUGCCACCCAACGUGCCAGGGAGUCUCUACUCUGUGUGUGGAAUCAUUACUCAAGCAAUAAGAGUUCUUCAACACAAUCUUGAGGUCCUGCUUUCAUUAACCCCCAGUAACAGCUUCUGCUGUUGGAAGGUGUCCUCGGAGGCAGGUAGAGGAGAAACGCUACCAGUCCUGCUGGCUGAAAAGGUUAUUUCUAAUGUCGGAAGACUCCUUGCAUAUUCAGAUAAUAAAGUCCAUGCUGUUUUUUGUGAUGGAAUGCUCCUGAACACAGUGUGGGAUUUCAGUUCUUACUAUGGAAAAUCCCAGGGACAUCAAGAUCUUAACUCAGGGUGGUUUAAACUGAUCUCGCCUGAGGGGGCACACCAGCUUCUCCACAUAGAUCAUCUUGGGGUCUACGAAAGGUACAUCAGAACUGUGGUGGAAUGGUGCGCAAGCUUGAACAAGGAUAGAGCCGUCUAUACAGCUAUUCCACAGCCUCUCCCUGAAGAACAAUGGUCAGUCGCUGCUGAGCUUGAAAAAAUAAAAAGAUUCAACUUUCUGAUGGAGAACAGCAAUAUUCCAACUAAGGUUUCAGCAGCGAAAAAAAUUCCAUCCUCCAACACAGACAAGCAAAGCAGGCCAGAAAGUAUCUUGUUACCUGAGAAGAUCAAUGAAAAGAACAUAGCUGAAACUUUGGAAAAAACUUCUAAAGUGAUCAAUGAUAUUGACUGUCUUCUAGCUUCCUCUGCCAAACAAACUGUGGUAAAGCACAAAAGUAUUUAA